Molecule: messenger RNA, 1158 nt
Organism: Ipomoea triloba (trilobed morning glory)
Lineage: Eukaryota; Viridiplantae; Streptophyta; Magnoliopsida; Solanales; Convolvulaceae
Exons: 2
Coding region: 1-1158 (385 amino acids)
Molecular function (GO): zinc ion binding; nucleic acid binding
Source: RefSeq, a predicted model, not a curated record
AUGUGGAAGCCGGAAGCGGUGUUUGAUCUGAUCGAGUUUAAUCAUGGAUACUUCAUUGCCAAGUUCGAAUCGCUGAGAGACUAUGAAUUCGCAAAGUACGAGGGGCCAUGGAAGAUAUUAGAUCACUAUCUUGUGGUGCAAGAAUGGGAGCCCAAUUUCAACACAAGAAACAACAAGACCACAAAGCUACUAGUAUGGGUGCGCUUUCCAUCCUUACAAGUAGAAUACUUUGAGGAAGAUUUCCUCAUGAAGAUCAGGAAAGACAUCGGGCAUCCGCCAUUACUGUCAAGAUUUGUCCUGAAUGAAAAAGAAUGGCCAAUCGAGUACGAGGGAAUCCAUCUUGUAUGCUUCAACUGUGGAACAUAUGGUCAUCGACAUGAGCAAUGCGGGAAAAACGAGAAUGGGAAUGAUAUUUCAGCAGCACGCGAGGAAACGAGAACCAACACUAAGGUGGAUGACUCCGGACUAAAGCAGAACGACCCAAGGAAAUACGGUUCUUGGAUGUUAGUGUCCAGAUCGAAUAGAAGAGGAUGCCCUAGAACUUCUAGCCAAGCUAACAGAGGUGUGGCUUGGGGAAGACGGCCGGAACAACCAGGAACUAGAGAACAUGGGUUUGAAGGAGUUGAAACUCAGUCAAGAUUCGCCCCCUUACAAGAUCUUGACCUUAAUGAAAUGGCUCAAGAUCAGGACGUACCUGACCAAUCCUUACCAAUGCAACAGCGUACAGACCUACUGCCUAGAAUCAGAACGAAUAUUCCAAAUGACCGGACUCGCCCGGAGCAGAGGUCACCGUACGUCACGCAAAGAGCUCUCCCUCAGCCUGUUGCCCAUGGACAAGUCCAGCAAGCUAAUCGUGGAGGCUACAGAGGGCGUGGCGGAAGGGGUGGCAUCCCCAACCGCGCUGCGGCGGAGCCCCAACACACAGUCGUCAGAGGCUCGACUAGAGGAAAAACCAUAUCAACAAUGGUGGUCUACCAUAAUGAGGGUGGUCUCAAUCCUCCCAUAACAAAUUGUCUUGCAACAGUGUUCAAAGAAGCACCCCCGGACACUGAUCGCAACUCCACCAUGAGAACAGACCAAAUAAAUGAAGCCAUGGAUGAAGACCAGUAUCUUGUUGGCCAGGAUGGCCAAGUGGUGCCCCUACACCUACGCUCUUAG